Molecule: messenger RNA, 966 nt
Organism: Schistocerca piceifrons (Central American locust)
Lineage: Eukaryota; Metazoa; Arthropoda; Insecta; Orthoptera; Acrididae
Exons: 4
Source: RefSeq, a predicted model, not a curated record
ACGGCGCUCUGGCCCGCACAGUGGGGCGACGGCGACCCCGACUCCCAGCCCUACUUGCUCUCCUGCUCGCUGCCUGCAAACCUCACCGUCGACCAGGUGGCGUCAGUUUCGGUGACUGCUGACCAACCCUGCGCACCCUCCAGCCAAGAGCUUCCUCUGGAGCCACCACUCGUCCCAGAAGACCUCCCAGGAGCCAACAGGAGGGACUUCGCCGUCUGCCUCAAGGCUCUGCACUUCCCAGACAGGGAGGUGUCGGGCCGGCUGGUGUGGUGGGUGGAGGUGCUGCGACUGCUGGGCGCGCAGCACGUGUUCGCGCACGUGUCGGCAGUGGGCGUGGCCGCGCAGCGCGUGCUGCGCCACUACCAGGCUCGCGGUCUACUGACAGCGCAGCGCCUCGUUCUGCCCGGCGACGCCAGGGGCGCCACCUCCCCCACGGCGACGCUACUGCGGAAGCGCCGCAUGGAGGUCCUCGCUUACAACCACUGCCUCUACUCCAACCUCGAGCGCUUCCGGUUCAUCCUGCCGCUCGACAUCGAUGAAGUAUGGUUGCCGACACGCGGCUGGUCGUGGCGCGGACUGCUGGCCCAACUGGUGUCCGAACAGAGGGAAGUGCUGGUGCGCCACGCGUCGCUGUCGGCGCGCAACGUCUACCUGGUGGGAGGCGGCGCCUUCUGGUCUGCGGGGGCGGCGGCCGCCAAGAGCCUGGUGCGCACCGCCGCCGCGCUGGCCGUGGCGCACCACGCCGCCUCCAGGCCCGCCUCCAGACUGCUGCUGCCCCCGCACCGCGCCGCACUCGCGCACUUCCGCGCCGCCUGCCCCCAACAGGAGGCUCCGGAGUGUCGAUCACCACCAGCGCAGCUCCAGCAACCCCUGACACCCAGCCUCUCUCGCUGGCAGCCCAGACUCCGUCGCGCCGUUAGGAGAACACUACAGCAUGUAUUUCCCCUCGACCUGAUCCAAACCUGA